AUUUGUAAUACGGGAUGGUGAUAUGUUCCAGAAUUAUUUCGUAUAAUUACAAAAAUACAGAUAACCUCUAUGACACAGCCUUGAAACGCAGAAAAUGAUUUCUCGUCCUCGAAUGUGGUUUCUGCCAUCAUUACAUUUUCCUUGGACGUCAGAAACCAAUUUGUCGAAGGCCAAUAAGGAUGUAACUUUCUGUAUAACGUGUAAAUAACGUAGGUGUUUAUUACACACACGAGAACAAGUAGAGAGAAUUAUGGUGGCAAGUUUAAGUUGCUUACAAAGGCCUGGUUAUCGAGCAGUGUGGCAAAGAAGAGUGUUUAUUCAGUCCUUUAAAACAUCCGCUGAAUUAAAAGAUCGUCGAGUGGUAGUGACUGGUUUGGGAGUUAUAUCACCAGUUGGUUGCACUGUGCACAAAGCAUGGAGUACAAUAUUAGGAGGAGGUUGUGGCAUUGUACAACUUGAAGAUGAACGCUACAAUAAUUUACCGUGUCAGGUGGCUGGACUUAUCCAAGAAGGAAAAGAUGCUCAAAAAUUUGAUCUUACCAGUCACUUUUCAAAAAGUGAACUUCGAUCAAUGGCUCCAGCUACAGCUUAUGCUAUCAUUGCAGCACAGGAAGCAUUACAAGAUGCCAGAUGGUUUCCUGAAGAAGAGAAGUUGAAGCAGAUGACUGGAGUAGCUGUUGGGAUGGGUAUGAUAGAUCUAGUAGAUGUAUGUGAAACUGCUGAAGCAUUAAAAAAAGGAUACAACCGAGUGAGUCCUUUCUUUGUACCUCGUAUUUUGCCCAACAUGGCUGCAGGACAGAUCAGCAUCAAGUAUGGCUUCCGAGGUCCAAAUCAUACUGUAUCCACUGCUUGUGCUACUGGAGCUCAUGCAGUAGGUGAUGCAUUCAGAUUUGUGCAACGCGGAGAUGCAGAUGUGAUGAUAUGCGGAGGUGCAGAGGCAUGCAUCUGUCCUCUCUCUAUAGCAGGGUUUUGUAGACUCCGAGCACUGAGUACUUCCUACAACAAAACACCCGAGAAAGCAUCAAGACCGUUCGAUAAAGGCCGUGAUGGGUUUGUAAUGGGGGAAGGAUCAGCCAUGUUAGUACUAGAAGAACUUCACCAUGCCUUGUCAAGAGGUGCCAAUAUUUAUGCUGAAAUACUGGGGUAUGGAUUAUCUGGAGAUGCAUACCAUUUGACAGCUCCAAAGGAAGAUGGGACUGGAGCUAUUCUUGCUAUGAGUAGAGCUUUAAAAGAUGCCAAACUCCACCCUCAUGACAUUGGCUAUAUCAAUGCACACGCUACUUCAACUCCAGUAGGUGAUGCAAUAGAAUCAACAGCCAUCAAGACAUUGUUUGGAACACAUUGCAAUAAGUUAGCAGUUUCCUCUACAAAAGGUGCUCAUGGACAUUUAUUGGGUGCAGCUGGCAAUCUGGAGGCAGUGUUCACAGUCAUGGCAUGCCACACAGCAUGGCUUCCACCUACAAUUAAUUUGGAUAACCCUGAAGAAUCAAUGAAUUUGAACUAUGUGCCUAAUAAGAAACAGGAAUGGUUCGGGGGAAUUAAGAGGUUUGCACUUAAAAACGCAUUUGGAUUUGGUGGAACAAAUGCAUCUAUUUGUAUAGCAGAAUACAGGGAAAAAUAAUUUUAAUUAUAUAUAUUAUUUACGUAUAGUAUUAUUUUCAUUUGUACCUUCACCAUUUUCAGGCUAGGAUCAUAACAUCACCAUGUAACACAAAUGUUACAACUCUGUUUUUUUCACAUUAUACAGUAAUGUAACUAUAUAACCAACUUGAACAAAUUUACGUCAAGUUUUAAUUUACAUGCUGUGAGAGGGGCCAUUUUUAUUCUGACAACUUCUGGAAUCAGGCUACUACUAUAUUAUAUCUAUACAUCAUUCAUAGGUUGAUGACCACUGUACAUUUGAUCCAUAAAUUCAAAUUGUUUUGAUCAUUUCAGAGUCGUUCACCAUUCUCAACUUUCCAUACAUGAAAGGAAUCAAAACAAACUCAAAAUUGUUGUUCUCCUGCAUGCAAACAAAACCUGGCUAAAUAUAUUCCACCAUAAACAUUUCCUGUUUUGCUAAUAACCUAUGCAUAACGAUUACCUACAGGACUCUAUGUAAUUAAUAACAAUUUGGAAUGCAAGUAAGAGUUUUACUGUUCAAUAACAAGAAAUAAUAAUUAAACCAUUCUCUCACCAAAAUUGCAAGUCUUUGGAAUUUCCAGAUCAAUACAAAAGUCAACACACUGUACAUUACAAAAUGAAACUCAAAAUAUACACUUUUAGAAUAAAGAACA
This is a messenger RNA of Zootermopsis nevadensis, 2276 nucleotides long. Its product is annotated as 3-oxoacyl-[acyl-carrier-protein] synthase, mitochondrial. The record is from RefSeq and is a predicted model, not a curated record. Gene Ontology annotation, cellular component: mitochondrion. Lineage: Eukaryota; Metazoa; Arthropoda; Insecta; Blattodea; Termopsidae. Gene Ontology annotation, biological process: fatty acid biosynthetic process. Gene Ontology annotation, molecular function: 3-oxoacyl-[acyl-carrier-protein] synthase activity.